Petromyzon marinus (sea lamprey) is the source of this 1465-nucleotide messenger RNA. It is a transcript of the gene LMX1B, whose product is annotated as LIM homeobox transcription factor 1 beta. Gene Ontology annotation, biological process: neuron differentiation; regulation of transcription by RNA polymerase II. The record is from RefSeq and is a predicted model, not a curated record. NCBI's taxonomy places the organism in Eukaryota, Metazoa, Chordata, Hyperoartia, Petromyzontiformes, Petromyzontidae. Gene Ontology annotation, molecular function: DNA-binding transcription factor activity, RNA polymerase II-specific; RNA polymerase II transcription regulatory region sequence-specific DNA binding. Gene Ontology annotation, cellular component: nucleus.
GUGGGCUAUGGAGGAGGAGGAGGAGUGAAUGAGUGAGAGAGAGAGGGAGAGAGAGAGGGUGAGGAGCUUGGUGGAGUCAAUACGCCUCGGUCCUCGCAGCUCAAAUGGCGUUAGCCGCGGGUUCGAGGCUCCCCUCGCUGUGGUUCCACCAGCACGGCUUGCCUGCCGGGAUGUUGCUGGACGCCACCAAAAUGGAGGAGCUGCGAUCGUCGCAGUCCCCGCCUGCGCUGGGCUCGCUCAUUGACCCGGAGCGGCCGCGCGCGCAGCUGUGCGAGGGCUGCGCUCGCCCCAUCUGCGCGCGCUUCUUCCUGCGCGUGAACGACGCCUCGUGGCACGAGGAGUGCCUCCAGUGCGCCGCCUGUGCCCAGCCGCUCGCGCGUUCCUGCUUCGCGCGCGACCGAAAGCUCUACUGCAGGCGGGACUACGAGAAGCUCUUCGUGACCAAAUGCAGCGGCUGCCUGGAGGGCAUCGCGCCCACCGAGCUGGUGAUGCGGGCACUGGAGAGCGUCUACCACCUGGGCUGCUUCUGCUGUUGCGUGUGCGACCGCCGGCUGCAGAAGGGCGACGAGUUCGUGCUGAAGGAGGGGCAGCUCUUCUGCCGCUCCGACUACGAGAAGGAGCGCGACAUGCUCAGCUCGCUCAGCCCCGCGCCUUCGGACUCGGUGAAGAGUGAGGACGAGGAGGGCGGAGUGAAGGCGAUCGGAGGGCAGAGCCACGGCAAGAACGACGACGGCAAGGAGGCGAAGCGGCCCAAGCGGCCUCGCACCAUCCUCACCACGCAGCAGCGGCGCGCGUUCAAAGCCUCCUUCGAGGUCUCCUCCAAGCCCUGCCGGAAGGUCCGGGAGACGCUGGCGGCCGAGACGGGGCUCAGCGUGCGAGUCGUUCAAGUCUGGUUCCAGAACCAGCGAGCGAAGAUGAAGAAGUUGGCUCGCCGGCAGAGUCAGCAGCAGCAGGAGCAGAGCAUGCAGCGCCUGGGGCCCGGCCGGGGCCCCGGGAGGGGCGGGCGGCGUCUCAAAGACGACGGCGAAGAGGUGUCCCGGGCAGGUCUGGACGGGUUGAUCUCUCACUACGGCCCCCUGCAGCAGCAGCAGCAGCAGCAGCUGCCUCUGGAGCAGAACGGAUUCGCUUCAGACCCCUUCUGCCAGGGCCUCACCCCCCCGCAGAUGCCCGGGGACCACAUGAACCCCUACGGCAACGAGGCGCUGUUCCACAACCUGGACGCGAACGGGGCCCUCGUGAGCAACGGGGACUGCCUCCUGGCGUCCGACGGCAGCGCCCUGCAGGCCCGGCUGGGCAACCCCAUCGACCGCCUGUACUCCAUGCAGAACUCUUACUUCGCUUCGUGAACGCCUCCUCCACGCGGACAGCCGCGUCCACGAAACCCACCGUCGGCACCACCACCAGCAGCAGCAGCACCACCCAGUUACACAUCCCUCCCCAACCACCCCCUCCAUCCAGUACACCC